GAGAGCAGCGCAGAGAAGUGUGCGAGCGCGGACUGAGCCGGGGAAGUUUCGAUGACCUUUUGAAUGCGAUAUAGCGCGCUGCUUCCACAGAGACACGUUCCGCGGGACUGCGAUGAGCUCCACUAGAGACAUGAAGGCGGGAUCCGCGUUGCAGUCCAGCGGAGAGGAGCGCAGGCGAGCGCCCCUGGAUCAGCUCCCACCGCCGGCCAACUCCAACAAGCCCCUCACCCCGUUCAGCAUCGAGGACAUUCUGAACAAACCGUCCAUCAAGAAGUCCGUCUCGGCCACGCUCUGCGCGCCCAGGGCUCUGGAGAAAGUGGCCGCAUCGGGGGCCACCAGGAACGGUAUAAACACCCCGUCGUCCCCGCUGUGCGCCCUGGAGGAACUGGCCAGCAAAACGUUCAAAGGUCUGGAAGUGAGCGUCAUUCAGGCUGCAGAAGGUCGCGAGCACCUGAGCGCUUUCGGUCAGAGACAGGCCUCGAAAAAGAGACGGAAGUCCCGCACCGCUUUCACAAACCAUCAGAUCUACGAACUGGAGAAGCGCUUUUUGUACCAGAAGUACUUGUCCCCCGCAGACAGGGACCAGAUAGCGCAGCAGCUGGGUCUGACCAAUGCCCAGGUCAUCACCUGGUUCCAGAACAGACGGGCUAAGCUCAAGAGAGACUUGGAGGAGAUGAAAGCUGACGUGGAGUCGCUGAAGAAGAUUCCACCGCAGGCUCUCCAGAAGCUCGUGAGCAUGGAUGAGGCCGACGAGCCGCAGGGCAGCUCAGGGGCAAUAUCCCCAAGCAUCUCUCCGUCCUCCCAAGGACAUGGAGUGUUCCCCCAGUCCCCUUUCUCAUCCAGAGACCAAACCACCGACGAGUUCUCAGAGGAGGAUGAAGAAAUCGAAGUAGAUGAUUGAAAGCAGGCCUGGGUUGUACAUGGGGGGCACUUUCCAAACUGCAUGGACAGGGACUAUUUUGGGAAGUUACUGUUAAAUGGAUGGACAUUUGAUUUGACACUUUUAUUUAUAUAAAGGAUUGUAAAAAGAUAAGAAUGACACAGCUCCAAGUUAACACCUCCGAGAUGCUCCUGUAUCAGCUUCUGCCAGCUAAGUGAGGAAUGAUAAUGGAAAUUACUUUUUUAGAGUACCAA
Scleropages formosus (Asian bonytongue) is the source of this 1134-nucleotide messenger RNA. RefSeq names its product ladybird homeobox 2 (gene lbx2). The coding region runs from base 113 to 901 and encodes 262 amino acids. The transcript has 2 exons. Gene Ontology annotation, cellular component: nucleus. The record is from RefSeq and is a predicted model, not a curated record. Gene Ontology annotation, molecular function: sequence-specific double-stranded DNA binding; DNA-binding transcription factor activity, RNA polymerase II-specific. Gene Ontology annotation, biological process: regulation of transcription by RNA polymerase II. Lineage: Eukaryota; Metazoa; Chordata; Actinopteri; Osteoglossiformes; Osteoglossidae.